Pistacia vera is the source of this 2255-nucleotide messenger RNA. RefSeq lists its product as uncharacterized. Lineage: Eukaryota; Viridiplantae; Streptophyta; Magnoliopsida; Sapindales; Anacardiaceae. Gene Ontology annotation, cellular component: chloroplast. Gene Ontology annotation, molecular function: double-stranded DNA binding. The transcript is spliced from 3 exons. The record is from RefSeq and is a predicted model, not a curated record. Gene Ontology annotation, biological process: chloroplast organization; regulation of DNA-templated transcription.
AUGUUUCCUUUGGGCUGCAAAAGACUGCAAUUUCAACUAGUCCCAAAUUGGAGAAAUGUGGCAUGCUCGUCGAUCCAUUUGAGUUUUGUUUUGCAGAAUACAUCACUUUUUUCUAAAUCUUUCUCAUCGGUUGAAGUUGUGGCACGUGAUAGAGAAAAACAACAUUCAUUCACAGUGUCUUAUUUCAUAAACUCAUGUGGGUUGUCCCCAGAAAUUGCUGCUUCUUUAUCAAAGAAAGUAGCUUUUGAAACCCCAGAAAAGCCAGAUGCUGUACUUGGCUUUCUCAGGAAAAAUGGGUUUACCAAUGCGCACAUAUCCAAACUAGUUAAAAAAAAACCGAAAUUGCUUGUAGGCAGCGUUGAAGAAACUCUUUUACCCAAGCUUGAGUUUUUCCAUUCCUUGGGGAUUUUUAGUGCUGACCUUGCGAAUGUACUGUCCUCAAACCCUUCUAUUUUGUGUCAGAGCUUAGAGAAACAAAUUAUUCCUAACUACAAUUUCAUUAAGAGUUUGGUUUCCAACAAUGAAAAAAUUGUCAAUAUUUAUAAGCGGGUAAUUCGUUUGCAUGAUAUGCAAAAGAAAGUUGUUCCCAAUAUCUCUGCCUUGAAAGGAAUUGGAAUGACACAAUCAGGUAUUUCAACUUUGGUGACCUCAAAUCCUUGUGUAUUGUGAGGAAGUUCUAAAAAGUUAGAUAAAAGUAUCAAGAAGGUUAUCGAAAUGGGAUUCAAUCCUUCAACCAGUGCAUUUAUUGAUGCACUCGUAGCAGUUACGACCAUGACUGACAAUUCCUGGGAACAAAAACUGAAGGUUUACAGGUGUUGGGGUUGGUCUGAGAAUGACUUACGGUUAGCUUUUAGAAGCUAUCCCAGAUGUAUGACUCUGUCUGUGGAGAAUAUAAAUACCAAAAUGGACUUUUAUGUGAACAAGAUGGGUUGGCAACCUUCAGCAAUUGCUAGAACACCUAGGGCUUUAGCUUAUAGUUUGGAGAAGAGAAUCAUCCCGAGAUGCAGGGUUUUAUGGGUUUUGUUGUUGAACGACUUGAUUAAGAAAAAAUUCGGUUUGUCUUACGUGCUGAGUUCCUCUGAAAAGCGCUUCGCAGACAAUUUCUUGUCCAAGUAUCAGGAACAGGUUCCACAACUAUUUGAUAUAUAUCAAGGGAAAGUUGAUCUUUCAGAACUGGGCAUUGGAUUUUAUUCUCAUUGUUUAAUUGGACAAACUGAAAUGAAUGAAGUUGAUGAAAACACACAGGAGGAAUUGUGGCACAUGAUAGAGAAAAAACAACCCAAACAACAUUCAUUCACAGUGUCUUAUCUCAUAAACUCAUGUGGGUUGUCCCCAGAAGUUGCUGCUUCUUUAUCAAAGAAAGUAUCUUUUGAAACCCCAGAAAAGCCAGAUUCUGUACUUGGCCUUCUCAGAAAAAAUGGGUUCACCGAUGCCCACAUAUCCAAACUAGUUAAAAAAAAACCGAAAUUGCUUUCAGGCAGGGUUGAGAAAACUCUUUUACCCAAACUUGAGUUUUUCCAUUCUCUGGGGAUUUCUGGUACUGAAGUUGCGAAUAUACUUUCCUCAAACCCUGGUAUUUUGUGCCAGAGCUUAGAGAAACAAAGUAUCCCUAGCUAUAAUUUCCUCAAGAGUUUCGUUACCAACGAUGAAGAAAUUGUUAAUGUUCGGAAGCGAGCAACUUAUUUGCAUGAUGUGCAAAAGAAAGUUGUACCCAAUAUCUCUGCUUUGAACGGAAUUGGAGUGACACAAAAACUGAAGGUUUAUAGGAGUUGGGGUUGGUCUGAAAAUGACUUCCGGUUAGCUUUUAGAAGCUGUCCCAGAUGUAUGAUUCUGUCUGUGGAGAAUAUAAAUACCAAAAUGGACUUUUAUGUGAACAAGAUGGGUUGGCAACCUUCAGCAAUUGCUAGAACACCUUCGGUUUUAGCUUAUAGUUUGGAGAAGAGAAUCAUCCCGAGAUGCAGGGUUUUCAGGGUUUUGUCGUUGAAGGACUUGAUUAAGAAAAAAAUCAGUUUGUCUUAUGUGCUGAAUUCCUCUGAAAAGGUCUUCGCAGACAAUUUCUUGUCCAAGUAUCAGGAACAGGUUCCACAACUAUUUGAUAUAUAUCAAGGGAAAGUUGAUCUUUCAGAACUGGGCAUUGGAUUUUAGCAAAAACCUGAGACAAACCAACUGUAGCUUGUUAUUUGUUGGUUUUAUUUCUUUUUAUUGUUGCUUGUUAAUGUGAGUGCCUUUGGCCCUGAACCUAUUAAGCUCUGAAU